Messenger RNA from Quercus robur (English oak), 3132 nucleotides. Its product is annotated as ubiquitin carboxyl-terminal hydrolase 17-like. Lineage: Eukaryota; Viridiplantae; Streptophyta; Magnoliopsida; Fagales; Fagaceae. The coding region runs from base 280 to 3030 and encodes 916 amino acids. Gene Ontology annotation, molecular function: cysteine-type endopeptidase activity; cysteine-type deubiquitinase activity. The record is from RefSeq and is a predicted model, not a curated record. Gene Ontology annotation, cellular component: nucleus; cytosol. Gene Ontology annotation, biological process: protein deubiquitination. The transcript has 12 exons.
CGCACAUCAUUCAUUCAUUCACUUACUCACUCCAUUCAUUCCCUCUCUUUCUUUCUCUCUCCUUUUUUAAUAAUUAUGCUAAUCGUCAUGACUACCAUCACCAAUCCCACCUGAAAUUCCAUUUUUGCCCUCCACCUCCACCACCAACACCGACCGCUUCAUCCUUUACGGGUCCAAAACCACCACCGCCACCGCCGCCGUCGCGAAAUCUAUGUAUAGCAAAAUCACAAUCCUAGGGUUUCUCUGUUCUGGAUUGAUUCUCGGCGCCGGAUAAGGCCAAUGCUGGUCUCCGGAAUCUUAGGGUUUGAGAUCGUGCUCUUAACCCUAAUCUUCUUUGUCGGUGUGCUGAUUCGCCACAAGUGGAAGGAUGCGGAAGCGAAGAAGGAGGAGAUCAUGAGGCUUGUGGCUAUGGCCUCCGAAGAGGCCGCCAUGGCCGAGGUCCAAGCUACUGUUCAGUACGGACCAGUUUCAGUCGUAGGGCAAUACCAGUGUGCUGUGUGCUAUAGUCCCACCACUAUGCGCUGCUCUCAGUGCAAGCUCGCUAGAUACUGUUCUGGCAAGUGCCAGAUUUUGCACUGGAGACAAGGUCACAAAGAUGAAUGUUGUCCUCCAAUUGCCACCAUACCGUUUGAAGAGGAAGGUGACUUUGAUGGGAAAUCAAUAUUGGAAAAACAGUCUGAAAUUAAUGAUACCAAAGGACCACAUUCUGGUUUCGCGUCUCCUAGUGCUUCAUUGUCUGCUGGCUCCUCUCCAUCUCGUGCUGGAAGUAAACGAUCUAUAGAUUCCAGUCAGGUCAUUAGGUCUGGCACUAAUGAUGAAUUAGAGAAACCUCUUUCUGAUGAUGUUGCCACUGAUAUGGUUGGUACAACUGUUAGUUCUAAUGAGAUGGAACUAACUAAGGUGCUAUCCACACAGUCUACUAAUGUGGUAAAUUAUGUAGAUAGUAUUUCUUGUGCAAGUAAAUCAAGUAAGAAGAAAUCUGGUCAUAUUGAUGAAAGCGCUGACUUCAAAUCACAUUUUUCUAAGCCUGCUCCAGUUAUAACUAAUGAUGUUAAGCCAAAAAUUUUUGGCAAUAGUAAGCCCACCACAGGAUCCACUUCGGCUGGAAAAUUAGCUGCAGAUGCUUCUAAAUUUAGGUGCUCACCAUCGGGGUCGGAUUCUGUAGCUGAUGAUGGGAAAGAUGAUUCUGAAUUAUUUAAGCGUAAAGAAGUGAAGUCUUUGUCCUCUAAUGCUCCUAAUGAUCGUCCAUCUUCAGCCAUUGGAGGACAGUCAAUUUCCCAUCCCAAGUCUGCAAAAAUUGAAGCUUAUCAUGCCUUACCUGCAAAAGUUGGUAGCAUCCCAAGCUUGCCACAGAAUGUUCGUAAUGGCUUGAAAACAUCUGUGCGAAAAGUUGUACAGCAGUUUAAAGCCUCCAAAGAGUCAAAGCCUAAUCUUUUAGAUCAUGGCAACGAGAUUGGUGGAAAGAACAAUUGCAAGAUAGUCUUUCCAUACGAACUUUUCACGAAACUUUACUGUGAUGAUAAGGUGGAACUACGUCCAUUCGGCCUUACAAAUUGUGGGAACAGCUGUUAUGCUAAUGCUGUGCUCCAAUGCUUGGCAUAUACUCGGCCUCUUACUACUUAUCUUCUUCAAGGGCUUCAUUCUAAAUCAUGCCGAAAGAAGGGAUGGUGUUUUAUUUGUGAGUUUGAAUGUCUAAUUCAGAAGGCAAAAGAAGGCUAUUCCCCGUUGUCUCCCAUUGGGAUACUAUCCAAAAUACAUAAAAUUGGAAGUCAUCUUGGACAUGGGAGGGAAGAAGAUGCCCAUGAAUUUUUGAGGUAUGCUGUUGAUACAAUGCAAUCUGUCUGCCUUAAGGGAGCUGGGGCUGAGGGUCCAGUGGCACAAGAAACAACUUUAGUUGGCCUGACUUUUGGGGGUUACCUUCGAUCUAAGAUAAAGUGCAUGAAGUGCUUUGCCAAAUCUGAGCAAUAUGAGCGGAUGAUGGAUCUUACUGUUGAGAUAGAUGGGGACAUUGGAACUCUUGAAGAGGCUCUUGCUCAAUUUACAGCUACUGAAAUCUUGGACCGAGAGAACAAGUACUAUUGCGGCAGAUGUAAAUCUUAUGAGAGGGCCAAAAAGAAGUUGACAAUAUUGGAGGCGCCAAAUAUUUUAACGAUUGUGUUGAAGCGAUUUCGAUCUGGUAACUUUGAGAAGUUAAACAAAUCAAUUCAGUUUCCUGAGGUCCUCAACAUGGCCCCGUAUAUAAGUGGAAUAAAUGAUAAUUCUCCUUUGUACAGUCUUUAUGCAGUAGUGGUUCAUUUGGAUAUCAUGGAUGCUGCAUAUUCGGGUCACUAUGUGUGUUAUGUAAAGAAUUUCAAUGGGGAGUGGUUCAGGAUAGAUGAUAGCACAGUGGAACCUGUGGAAUUGGAGAGGGUCUUGUUAGAGGGGGCGUACAUGCUUCUCUACGCUAGGCGCUAUCCACGAGUGUGUAAAGGCAGAAGUUUAAAGACACAGUCGGUAACACAUCAGAAGCCUGCGAGACACAACAAUCAAUCAUUCCAACCAGACGAUUGGAGAAUCCAUUCGAUGCAAAGAAUUUCUGCUAUUGAUUCAUCGAGCGAGAGUUCCUCCCUUUUCAGCUGCUCAGACGCAAGCUCUUGCAGCACAGCAAGCAUCAAAGACUCUGCCAGCACAGGAGACUUGUCUGAUUACAUAUUUGGUGAAGUGGGACCCAGUUGGUAUAACAACUAUGGGCUCUCAUCAGACUCGGUUCCAUCUUCCUCCUAUGAAGACUUCGAUGCAGAUCCAGAAGUGGACAAUUACGAUUGGAGGCAAGCAUCCCGACGGAACGGCUGGAAUGGGGAUGGAAACUCUGCAAUUUUGUAUACUGACACAACUAGACACCGUAGAAAGUCUUGCAGCCAGUUAGGUUGUAGUAGUACUAGUAGGGACACUGACUUUGGGCAAUUUGCCUUUGCUAACCCUUCUGUUGUAAAUUCUGGUGUACCAUUGAGAAGAGCAAGUGGUGAUAGAUCAGCUCAAACGUUUUAUUGAGGUUUGAGUUGUGAGAUGAAAGUAAGCGUUGUCAUUUAUGUUAUUAAGGGAAAAAAAAAAUAUCAAUCAUUUAUUCUUAGCUCCCCAUUCCCUGUUCUCCAA